UUCAAAGUAAAUGGACGCCUGUAAAUUUAAUCUAUUUAAUCACAUUUCUGUAGAGUAAAAAAAUAUAUAUACAUAUAUAUCUAUCACGCGUAUUUAAAUUUAAUGCCUUAUUUAGUGAAUAUAUUAAUAUAUUAUUUAUAAUUAAUACUUAAUAUCCACUUUUACGGUGGUAUAGUAUUAAAAUAUUAGCAAUAUGAGUGAUAAUUCGGUAAAAGAAAAAGUUGUGUCCCCUGAACAAGCCGCAGAGGCGGAAAAAUUCAAAGAAUCGGCGAAUGUAUAUUUCAAAAUACAAAGUUAUGAUGAAGCCAUCGAGAAUUACACCAAAGCGAUAGAAUUAAAUCCAUACAUGGCAUCGUACUAUGGAAAUCGAAGUUUUGCAUAUCUUAAAACGGAGUGUUUUGGUUAUGCGUUAAACGAUGCCUCCAAAGCGAUUGAAUUGGAUAAAAACUAUGUUAAAGGUUACUGGCGACGUGCUGCAGCUUACAUGUCAUUAAGUAAAUUUAAAUUAGCUCUAAAAGAUUUUGAAACAGUCACGAAGGCUCGACCUCACGACCAAGAUGCUAAACUUAAGUACACUGAGUGUUUUAAAAUUGUCAAAAAGUUGGCGUUCGAAAAAGCCAUUUCAAUUGAUGAUAACAAAAAAAACAUUGCUGAUUCUAUAAACUUAGAUUCAAUGGCAAUUGACGAUGAUUAUAAUGGACCAAAAUUAGAGAACGGUAAAGUUACGUUAGACUUUAUGAAAGAUUUACUCAAAUGGUAUAAGGAGGAAUGUAAAUUACACAGAAAGUAUGCCUACCAAAUCCUUCUGGACGUUAAAAACUGGUUCAUGGCGCAACCUAGUUUGAUAGACGUUACAAUACCUGAUGAAAAUAAAUUUACUAUUUGUGGUGAUAUUCACGGUCAAUUUUAUGAUCUGUUGAAUAUUUUUGAACUUAAUGGUUUGCCAUCGGAAACUAAUCCUUACUUAUUCAAUGGAGAUUUUGUAGAUCGAGGUUCAUUCUCGGUGGAAUGUAUAUUCACGUUGUUUGGAUUCAAGUUAUUAUAUCCAAACCAUUUCUUUAUGUCUAGAGGAAACCAUGAGUCUGCAAUCAUGAAUCAUAUGUACGGAUUUGACGGUGAAGUGAAGGCUAAGUACACUAAUCAAAUGGCUGCGUUGUUUACCGAAGUCUACAAUUGGUUGCCAUUAGCCCACUGUAUAAAUAAACGAGUUCUCGUAAUGCACGGCGGAUUAUUCUCAAGAGACGAUGUCACUCUCCAGGAAAUCCGAGAAACUGACAGAAAUCGACAGCCUCCGGAUGAAGGCGUUAUGUGUGAAUUGCUAUGGUCUGAUCCUCAACCACAGAUGGGUCGAGCACCAAGCAAACGAGGUGUUGGAGUACAAUUCGGACCUGAUGUGACGCAUGAGUUCUGUAAACUGAAUGGUCUUGAUUACAUAGUCAGAAGCCAUGAAGUUAAAAAUGAUGGUUACGAAGUUAGUCAUGACGGAAAGUGUAUAACUGUCUUCUCAGCUCCCAACUAUUGCGAUACAAUGGGUAACCGUGGUGCCUUCAUUACACUUAACGGCAAAGACAUGAAACCGCAAUUUACAUCUUACGAAGCAGUGCCUCAUCCGAAUGUUAGGCCAAUGCAGUACGCAACUUCGUUGAUGAAAUUCAUGAUCUAAUGAAAUAACUGCUAUUAUUAAAAGUUUAAUUUAUAAUAGCAAUAAUAUUAAUAUUAGUAAGAACAAUGAAUUAAUUUAAUUAUUAAUAAUAAUGAUAAUGGUAACAAUAACAGUAUAUUGAUAAUAAUUUAAAAAAAUUCAAGUAGAUCGAUAAAAGUGUGCAUAAUAUAUUUGAUACAAUUGAAACAGAAAGCAACACACGCUUGAACUUUUACAAAUAUAAAGCAAAAAAUUGAAAAAUUAUCAACGUUCAUAAUAGAAAUAUAAAAUCAAUUUGUAUGAUAGACUAUGAAUAAUUUUUUGCAACGUAGUUAAGUGAUAAAACAAACAAAGAACAAAAUAAUGCCGUGAUAAAGAGCUAAUGUGCUUUCUCAUUUUUAGAAGUCUUUUUAUCGAUUGUAAAAUAGCGUUCGUUUCGAUAAUGGAGCUUGUUAUUAAAUGUAAUCUUAAAAUGUAGGAAAAUAUUACGAAAUUGAAUGUGUUAUUUUUCUAAUUCGGCUCAUUGAGUAACUAAAGAAAAAAAGGCAUGUAGAAUUAAUUGGAUGAAACAAAUGUUAUGUCUUUAUCAUUUUUAUUUCAUUUUAGCGAAUCAUGUAAUUAUAUUAUUCGAUUGUAAUUAUCCAUUAUUAGGAUAAAUUAUUAUUAAUUCUAAUUAUGAUUAUAAAAUACUUGAUACGUACGUGAAUUCAGUAUAAAAAAUUAAAUAUGUAGUACAAUGUAACCGUCAAUCGUUUCUUCUGUCGCAUUAAUAGUAAUUAACUUUUAUACAAAUUCGCGUUUUCGAUUGACGGAUUAAUUUCAAUUUGAUAUUUUGUUUUUUGUUAAAUAAUAAAUAAUGUUUAUAUGGUAA
Cotesia glomerata is the source of this 2513-nucleotide messenger RNA. It is a transcript of the gene PpD3, whose product is annotated as serine/threonine-protein phosphatase 5. The record is from RefSeq and is a predicted model, not a curated record. Gene Ontology annotation, cellular component: cytosol; nucleus. Gene Ontology annotation, molecular function: protein serine/threonine phosphatase activity; protein binding. The transcript has 7 exons. Bases 194 to 1663 code for a protein of 489 amino acids. Lineage: Eukaryota; Metazoa; Arthropoda; Insecta; Hymenoptera; Braconidae.